Sphaeramia orbicularis (orbiculate cardinalfish) is the source of this 1640-nucleotide messenger RNA. RefSeq names its product V-set immunoregulatory receptor (gene vsir). Gene Ontology annotation, cellular component: plasma membrane. Lineage: Eukaryota; Metazoa; Chordata; Actinopteri; Kurtiformes; Apogonidae. Bases 144 to 1013 code for a protein of 289 amino acids. The record is from RefSeq and is a predicted model, not a curated record. Gene Ontology annotation, biological process: regulation of immune response; negative regulation of alpha-beta T cell activation. The transcript is spliced from 7 exons.
GUUGAAGACGCGCACGCUGCGGUGCGUCCUGGUCCAGUGUCUCCGUGUAGUUUUCACGCUGAACGGACACUUUUAUUUCCCACGGAGCUUCCGUUUGUUGUUUCCACGUCUGUUCCCCUUCUGCCCUGAACAUCCACGGCAUCAUGCGGUGUGGGAGUCCACUGUGGACACGUCUGGUGUGGGUUUGCGCCGUCCUGCUGCUCGGACCUGGAGGAGCGAAUGGCGACCCGUCCCACGCCCACGCCACCCUGGCAGUCUCCGCCCCCCACCUGUUCUACACCUGUCCUGUAGGCUCCACGGCCAGGCUGCUUUGUACCCAGAGCGGUGCGGCGCUGCAUCCUGAAGACAUGCUCAAACACCUCUGGAUUUUCACCCCCCACAGCGACCAGAUCUGCAAAGACCGGGUGGGCCCCAGAAAGAUCAACCUCCAUUCCCACGGCAACCGCAGUUUGCCGCCGGGGGUAACGUACGGGACGUCCGAGCACAGCUUCUGGGUGACUCUGCAGAACGUGAGCUACAGCGACCAGGGCCGAUACUGCUGCAUGGCCCUGGACCUGAAAAACAAGCACAUCCUGCAGAGGCCGCACAGCCACGUCAUCCUGCAGGUCACACCACGUAGAAACGGAUCUCAGGAGUGUACAGUCUGGGACCCCACCCCACCUGGAGGUUCGGUACCCGUGGCCUUGGCUAUCUCCGCCUGUAUCUUGGCUCUUCUGUCGCUGCCUCUCAUUCUGGUGCUGGUGUACAAACAGAGGCAGAACGCUCACACCCACAGACGUGCACAGGAGCUGGUGAGGAUGGACAGCGAGGCUCACGGCCACGACAACCCGGUGUUUCUGGGGGGAUCGCCGCAGAAUAAGAUCCGCACCGUUUCUCAGAUCAUGACCAGGCAGACUUCGGAGAGCAGCCGCCACCUGCUGUCCGACCCCGGGACCCCCCUGUCGCCGCCCGCACAUGGCGACGUAUUCUUUCCAAUAGAAGACACCAUCCCGGAGUCUCCAGACUUCCUCUAGGUUUCCAGGACGUCCACCCUGGGCUCCACCUGCUGAUCUGAAACCAGCCAAUCCUCUUCUUCUUUUCUUUGCCUCCGAAGACACUUUUCCCCCUCGGACCAUCUGGCGGUGUCGUCGUCUGUACGUCUGGACCGCAGGAGGGAACGGAUUACAUGUUUUAUUUGGGAAAACCGGCUCCGGCUGAAACAACAGCCGGAGGCCGAAGUGGGGCUUUAGCUUGUGACGCAUGUAAACGUGGACGGCGGCUUCACGGACCCACAGACACUCAGGACGAAGAGGCCAUAAUAAAACAGUUCCUGUUGUCCGCGUUCACUCCUAACCUGGUCGGCGCUGUUCAAACAAACGGCGCUUCCUCAUUGGUUCAGAUCAUUCCGGCUCGUAAGUCCACUGUCGCACACAACACAGAUGAUUUAUCACAUCUGUGUGGUUUUAAACUAAUGCUUUUACACCAUCGGCCUUCUGGGAAACAACAAAGAACUGAUGUCUCAUGCGAUUGCAGAAGAUGUUUGGUAACCGUGGUAACGUGUCAGCAUGUAAAACUAUUACAUUAAACAUCAGAAAGUGAAAAGCGGCUAAAGCAGAAGUGUGCGUUGGCAUAUUUUGGCAGUUUUGUAAUUGAACGCUCUG